AUGGGUCGCGAACUCCAGAAGAAGAAGAAUAGGUCGUCGAUACCUAAGCGCCGCCAAAACCCGAAGUCGAAGAAAAAGAUACUUUCCAACCCAAUCAUUGCGGCGAACUGGAAUCAAAAGGAGACUCUGUCGCAAAAUUACCGCCGACUUGGAUUGACUGCGCGUCUCAAUCAUUCCACAGGUGGUACGGAGAAAUCAAUCAAGCUCCUCGGCCUCAACGAUCCAAACUCCUCCCGCGCCGAUGCAGCCGCAGACAGCACCGCCAACAAGUUGAACAUCGUGAGCACCGCCCCAAAAAUAACUGGAACAGCUGAGAUCGAGGUCGAACGCGAUCCGGAAACCGGCGCGAUUUUGCGAGUCAUCGGCGGAGACGAACCUAAUGACAAUCCCCUCAACGAUCCUUUGAACGAGCUCGAGGACAGUGAUCCUGAGGAGUGGAAUGGAUUCGCUAUGGUUCCAGAGGGCGUGAGUGACAACCCAGUCGUGAGGCAGUUGGAGGAGCAAGCGAGGAAUGGUGUAAGGAAAGCGCCACGAAAGCAGAGCCAGAGGGAAGAGGAAUGGAUUGAAAGUCUAGUGAAAAAGCACGGAGAGAAUUACAAGAAGAUGGCCUGGGACCGAAAACUGAACCCAAUGCAGCAGACUGAGGCUGACAUCCGAAAGAGGGUCGCAAAGUGGAAGGCUGCACAUGCGGAGGAUUAA
Messenger RNA from Aaosphaeria arxii CBS 175.79, 699 nucleotides. Its product is annotated as nucleolar protein 16. The record is from RefSeq and is a predicted model, not a curated record. The coding region runs from base 1 to 699 and encodes 232 amino acids. The transcript has 2 exons. Gene Ontology annotation, cellular component: nucleolus. Lineage: Eukaryota; Fungi; Ascomycota; Dothideomycetes; Pleosporales. Gene Ontology annotation, biological process: ribosomal large subunit biogenesis.